UGAAUGGAAUUUCAACGGUUUUCCUUGAAAGGAAAAUAAUAUAAUAAGCAAACAAGUCAUUCUUCAUCGUUAUUUUUAAUGUCUUUUGCGUCCAAAACAAGUUGUCUCUUCUCAACUCCAAUUCUAUAAAAACUCCAAAACAACGUUAUAGGGUUGCAGAAAUGGAAGCAGCAGGGUUGGUGGCAGUGCUUGCAGUUUCAGGAAGUGUAGUUUUCAUUGCACACCAACUCCAUAAACGUCUCCUCUCAGAUUUCAUGAGGAAGGUUGAAUUUGAAUUGUGUGGAAGCGGAAAAUAUGAACAAAAGAAAAGGGUUGGGUUUGCAGACGAUGUGAUGAGGGAGCCAUCAUCCAAUAACAAAGAACCAAAGCUGCAGGGAAAUAAAGCAGCUGGUGAAGAUGAUCAUCAGGCUCAGGCUCAGGCUCAGCAGCUCCUGGAAAUGUCAAAUUCCAUGCCCCUCAACCGGCAGGUUUUGUACAAAGGAAUUCUUCAAUAUAAAACACGUCAUGUUUGAAACUUCCUUUAGGAGAUCAAAUCAGGAGUUAGUACAACUUCUUCUUUAUUGUUGAGUCAAGUAGGAGAUGAAGUUUUGAUUUUAGCAGCAGGGGAAGUUCUCUUUCCAUCUAAACAUUCUCUUUUUCUUUUUUCUUUGGUUUGUUCAGUUUUCAUGCUUAAAUUAUCUUUGAAUUAUUCAAUUUUUUUCAUCUCUAAGAAAAAAGGGCACCCUCUGGAAAUGGACAAUGAUUGAAACUCUAA
Gossypium raimondii (Peruvian cotton) is the source of this 754-nucleotide messenger RNA. RefSeq lists its product as uncharacterized. Bases 162 to 512 code for a protein of 116 amino acids. The transcript is spliced from 2 exons. The record is from RefSeq and is a predicted model, not a curated record. Lineage: Eukaryota; Viridiplantae; Streptophyta; Magnoliopsida; Malvales; Malvaceae.